CUUCAGUUAGCCGAUUCAAUGCCUGAUCUACAUGUUCAGCAAAGUGUUUAAAAGUUUUACUCCCACUAUUACGCAUUCAAGAUCACACCUCCACACUGUCCCACUAAAGUGCUUCACCCACCCCACCAUGAAAAGACCAGUUUUGGACAAAAUAGAGCUCAACGAAACAGAGACCAACAUCACCAACCUAUUGGUGGAGUUCUGCAGCCACUACAACCAGUCACACACGCCUGAGGAGGCAUUGGUGUUGCGAAUCACUGGUGGCUGGGUCAGAGAUAAGCUCUUGGGCAUAGAGAGUAACGACAUCGACAUCGCCAUCAACCACUUGUCGGGAGAAGUGUUUGCCUCCAAGUUGUACGAGUACUUGGAGCAGAAAGACAAGUCGUUGCAGUUGAAGGCCAUUCACACCAUUAAGAAGAACCCCGAGAAGUCCAAGCACUUAGAGACCUGUACCACCAAGAUCUAUGGCCUCGAUAUCGACUUUGUCAAUUUGAGAUCGGAGGAGUACACCUCGGAAAGCAGGGUUCCUAUCAUGAAAUACGGCACAGCAGAAGAGGAUGCCCUCCGUAGAGACGCAACAUUGAAUGCGUUGUUCUACAACUUGAACGAACGCAAGAUAGAAGACUUCACGGGCAGCGGAAUGAACGACUUGAAGCAGGGUAUCUUGAAAACACCCUUACAGCCCAUGCAAACGUUCUUGGACGAUCCUUUACGUGCCCUCAGACUCAUCAGAUUCGCCUCUCGCCUCGACUACGAAAUUGAGGACAAUACGUUGAUGGCUAUGAAGAGUCCAGAGUUGAAAUCCACCCUCGUACACAAGAUUAGCAGGGAACGAGUGGGCAUCGAGAUGGAAAAGACUUUCACGAGCGCCAACCCGGGCUAUGGGUUGCGUCUUAUAAAUUACGUGGGCUUGAGCGAUAGCAUUUUCAACUUUGGGACUCUUACGGAGACCAUAACCGAGCUCAACGACCAGUCCACAUUGUCAGCUUUGGAGCACGCCAAUGGCCAAUUAGUGCGCCAGAUUAACGCUGCCACCUACUCAUUCCCAUUGUUCCAACAUGUUUUCCAGAGGAUCCCUAAGGACUCCCAAUUAUCCAGUGUGUAUUCAACCAUCUUUUCCAAUGUGGAGUUCGUGAAAGCAUUCUGGAUUGCUGCAGUCUUACUGCCAUACAAAGACAUGACAGUCAAGACCAACGCCAAGAAGAAUGUGCUGACUCAUGUUCCCGAGGUUUUGUUGAGAGAAGGGUUGAAGUCAAGCAAAAGUGAAAUCGAUAAAGUAUCUGUAUUGACCAAAUACAGAGACUCCACAACAGACGUGCUCUCGAGAUUUUUUGAGGACAGAUCCAGUGUGCCUAGAUCAGAGCUUGGGUUGUUGUUGAGGAACUUUGGGUCUUUCUUGCCCCUUGGGAUUCUCCAUAACUGCUUCAUAGAUAUUGUGCAGCCCAUACUUCAGCUCAAUCUUCCCGUUUCCAAGCCCCAGCCCACGUUCGAGUACGAGCCAGAGCAGUUGGAAAGCCUUGAGACGAACAUCAAUAACCAGCUCCAAAAGUACGAAACGUUCUUGAAUGCGGUGGAUGACUUGGGGUUAAAGGACGUGUAUUUGAUGAAGCCAAUCGUGGACGGCAAGACGCUUUCCAAGGAGUUGGGUAUCAGGCCUGGUCCAUGGAUGGGACAAGUCAAUAAUGCCUUAUUGGUGUGGCAGUUGGACAAUCCAGAGAAAGGAAAGAAAGAUGCAUUAGUGUAUGCAAGAGAAAUUCUCCCUCAGUAUACCUGAACCACUCAGCCAUUAAAUUAAAAAUUGGUGUAUAUAGAGCAUAGAAGUCAAGGGACAAAUGACACUGAUAUCUACACCGUAGGACCGAAAUAAUGGUAUUAUCUAGUCUACUUCACUUUAGUUAUGCCGUUCAAUUAUUAGCCUGCGGGUG
This is a messenger RNA of Suhomyces tanzawaensis NRRL Y-17324, 1925 nucleotides long. Its product is annotated as tRNA adenylyltransferase. Lineage: Eukaryota; Fungi; Ascomycota; Pichiomycetes; Serinales; Debaryomycetaceae. The record is from RefSeq and is a predicted model, not a curated record. Gene Ontology annotation, biological process: tRNA 3'-terminal CCA addition. The transcript has a single exon. Gene Ontology annotation, molecular function: RNA binding; ATP:3'-cytidine-cytidine-tRNA adenylyltransferase activity. The coding region runs from base 32 to 1774 and encodes 580 amino acids.